AUAUAUAUUGUAUAUAUACAGUACAAGCCUGGCUCACUUGCCUACAGAAUAUUUUGGUGUAGUGCACACUUUCUUCCGUACCCCUAACUAAGUUUCAUUUUCAUUGUUGAUAAACAGAAACUAUGAAGCUGAUCAGCUGAUCUUCCCGGGCUCUAUUUAAGCAGCAGAGCUGAGGCUAUCAUCAUUACCACUCUAUAAUGAGACACCUGUUAGAAAUGGACGUAUCCUCUUUGCUUACAGCUCCUUUGCUGUUGGUACAGCUCUGCGUCGUCACCAUCGUCUCCUUUUUGAACAAACUAUGGGACAGAUCCUCCCGGACUGCUGCAGCCUGCACAGAACUGGGUUUCGACGUCAGUGCCAACAAAGCCAGUCGGAAUGCCGUGACUCCAACCAGUGUCAACUACCAUUUUACACGCCAGUGUAACUACAAGUGUGGCUUUUGCUUCCAUACAGCAAAAACAUCAUUUGUGUUGCCACUGGAGGAAGCGAAGAGGGGUCUCAAACUCCUCAGGGAUUCUGGUAUGGAGAAGAUCAAUUUCUCUGGAGGAGAACCAUUUCUACAUGAAAAAGGGGAGUUUCUCGGAAAGUUGGUCCAAUACUGCAAAGAAGAUUUGCAACUUCCAGGUGUCAGCAUCGUCAGCAAUGGGAGCAUGAUCAAGGAGAAAUGGUUCCAGAAAUAUGGUGACCAUCUCGACAUCUUGGCCAUAUCUUGUGACAGUUUUGAGGAAACCACCAACCAGCUGAUCGGCCGAACUCAAGGCAGGAAGAGCCACCUGGACAAUCUCUAUAAGAUCCAGAGCUGGUGUCAACAAUAUAAAGUGGCCUUUAAAAUCAAUUCUGUCAUCAACACUUUCAACGUGGACGAGGACAUGACAGAACACAUCAUUCAGCUCAACCCAGUCCGAUGGAAGGUGUUUCAGUGCUUGUUGAUUGACGGUGAGAAUGUAGGCGAAAAAGCCCUGAGAGAAGCUGAGCGCUUUACCAUUAGCGACCAGCAGUUUCAGGAGUUUCUGGACAGACACAGCAGCGUCUCAUGUCUGGUUCCAGAGUCCAAUGAAAAGAUGAGGAAUUCUUACUUGAUCUUGGAUGAAUAUAUGCGUUUCCUGGACUGUCGAGAGGGUCGAAAGGACCCAUCCAAGUCCAUCCUUGAUGUUGGCGUGAGCGCUGCCAUCAGUUUUAGCGGAUUUGAUGAGAAAAUGUUUCUUAAAAGGGGAGGGAAGUAUGUGUGGAGCAAAGCUGAUAUGAAGCUUGAUUGGUGACAUUUUACCACUCAGGGAUUUUGAAUUGUGUAUAUUUGGAUGUGAGUAAUUUUCGUCUUUUUUUUAUCCUUGUGACUUUUAUUGCUUUUUGUGUAUAUCACUGUUGAGGUGGUUGCAGCUCAACGUUGCAUUCGUAGGAAGAAUUGACGGAGAAUAAGUUGUCUUUUAGCCAAAACUUGGCGUAUUUAAUUUCCAUUGACAUGCGGAUACAUCCUCUCUCAUUGCUGUCUUCACAGGCAAUCCCACGAAUCAAAGUCAUCAAAGUCAAACACAAAGAAGUAAUAAAAGUAGCACUUUAGACAGUUAAGUCCCAUCCUGCCAUCUUGUGGCGAAAAGAUAAUAUGUCAAUAUUAACAAGCAAUAGGAACAUUAUUUCAACAUCAACUGAGGACACAUUUAUGAAUACAAAACAUUUCCUCCACCAUUUCUCUCAACAAUCACAAUCUUAAUUGUCUGCCUUAUGCAGGUGCUUUCUUUCCAACGUAGGGUAUAGACUCAAUAGAAUGAAACCAGUGUUAAUGAUUUUGUUUUCUUUAAUAUGCAUUUAUAUUAAAUAUAUUAUUGAACCAUCUUCCUUCUUUUUGAAAAAAAGACAGUAAAUGCAACUGUCUUUUUGGCAUGUUGAAAUACCGUUUGAUCCUGGCUGGUUGCUCCCCAGAUGCUGCAAAUUUCCCAAGUUUUUUUUCAACGUCACGGGCGUGAUUUGUUGGUCCAGCUUUUCAGUGCAUCGACAUAUCUCCAACUCUUUCAAAUGACAUUAAAUUUUUAUCAACAACAUGCAAUUCUUGGGAUUUGUUCUGUAAAUGAAUUUAUGCAUAUUAUUAUUUUAUUUUAUGCUGUAAUGUCCGUACCUAUGUACGGUCCCUGUAAGAGACGCUGGGACUGGAGAGCUGGUGACCGAAAAGUGUCAUUGCAUGAAAUUGACUUUCAUAUGUGUAUAUAUAUAU
This is a messenger RNA of Corythoichthys intestinalis (scribbled pipefish), 2206 nucleotides long. It is a transcript of the gene rsad2, whose product is annotated as radical S-adenosyl methionine domain containing 2. Gene Ontology annotation, cellular component: lipid droplet; endoplasmic reticulum membrane; mitochondrion. Gene Ontology annotation, biological process: positive regulation of immune response; defense response to virus. The transcript has 6 exons. Bases 198 to 1259 code for a protein of 353 amino acids. Lineage: Eukaryota; Metazoa; Chordata; Actinopteri; Syngnathiformes; Syngnathidae. The record is from RefSeq and is a predicted model, not a curated record. Gene Ontology annotation, molecular function: 4 iron, 4 sulfur cluster binding; catalytic activity.